AUGUAUGGUGCUGCAACUGUUUUUGAUUGGACCUUUUCGGCCGCUAGUUGCGGUUGCGGAGCAGGAUGCAAUGACCUCCGCGCCCGCGUUCCGCAAUCCGCAGCGGAUCCGCAAAUUGCGGCUCCGCAGCAAGUCACAGCCGCUCUAGAAUCACGGGAACCUCUUAUCAGUGUCCGAGGUAGUUUCGGGCAUUGGAAAGUUAUUUUCAACGAGUUGACUGAACCUAUCGUUAAAUAA
This is a messenger RNA of Penicillium pulvis, 237 nucleotides long. RefSeq lists its product as uncharacterized. Lineage: Eukaryota; Fungi; Ascomycota; Eurotiomycetes; Eurotiales; Aspergillaceae. The record is from RefSeq and is a predicted model, not a curated record. The transcript has a single exon. Bases 1 to 237 code for a protein of 78 amino acids.